This is a messenger RNA of Acaulospora colombiana, 281 nucleotides long. NCBI's taxonomy places the organism in Eukaryota, Fungi, Glomeromycota, Glomeromycetes, Diversisporales, Acaulosporaceae. The record is from the annotation of a GenBank genome assembly.
AAGAGGCAGAGGUAACCCGGAUCCUCGAUGAGAGUGACGCCAUUCCAGGAAGGAGAAGGACAUCAGAGGGAACCAAGGAGCUGGAAAAGCCUUUUGAACUUGAAGUGAUGGACGACCCCAACAUUCCCGCAGUAGAGUUCGUUGUUAGCUCACCCUCUCGCUCAGGAAGGAAAGCUAAAACCGAUUCCAAAUUGAAAGCAACGCCAAGGACACACGACAAAGCCAAGACUACUUUACUCCGGAUGAAUACUCGGUCUCAGGCCCGGAACGUGGAGACAUGA